AAUCGAGUUCUGCAUGAUGAAAUUCGUAAUAAACCUAUGGAAACACUUAAACUUGCUAUUCCAUCAGGGAUAUAUACUCUCCAGAAUAAUUUGCUGUAUGUGGCACUGUCAAAUCUAGAUGCAGCUACUUAUCAGGUUACAUAUCAGUUGAAAAUUCUUACAACAGCAUUAUUUUCUGUGUCUAUGCUUAGUAAAAAACUAGGUGUGUACCAGUGGCUCUCCUUGGUGAUUUUGACAACUGGAGUUGCUUUUGUACAGUGGCCUUCAGAUUCUCAAGAGCUUGAUUCUAAGGAACUUUCAGCUGGCUCUCAGUUUGUAGGCCUAAUAGCAGUUCUCACAGCUUGUUUUUCAAGUGGCUUUGCUGGAGUUUAUUUUGAGAAAAUCUUAAAAGAAACAAAACAAUCUGUAUGGAUAAGAAACAUUCAGCUUGGUUUCUUAGGGAGCAUAUUUGGAUUAAUGGGUGUGUAUGUUUAUGAGGGAGAAUUGGUAUCAAAGAAUGGAUUUUUUCAGGGGUAUAACCGGCUGACAUGGAUAGUUGUCAUUCUUCAGGCACUUGGGGGCCUUGUAAUAGCUGCUGUUAUUAAGUAUGUGGAUAAUAUUUUAAAAGGAUUUGCAACUUCUCUACCCAUAAUAUUAUCAACACUGAUAUCCUAUUUUUGGCUACAAGAUUUUGUGCCAACCAGUGUCUUUUUCCUUGGAGCCAUCCUUGUGAUAACAGCUACCUUCUUGUAUGGUUAUGACCCCAAGCCUGCAGGAAAUUCCACAAAAGUGUAGGUGUAUAUUGUCUUUAAUUGGUUUUUCACAAUGGUGUGCUAGGAGUCUCAAUAUUAAUAUCGCACAGAGGACUUCUACAGAUUCUGUGACGAUGUCAUCAUGCUGAAUCUGAUCAUCUUGUUCAAAUGGUUUGAAACCCCACGGGCAUAAGGAUAAAAUAUGUGUACUGUACAUGUAACAAAACAUUACAUGUAAAAAUUGAAAUGUGAAAGUCUUUCCAAGGGUUAGGAUUAGAACAAGGGUAGGGAGGAAACAUGAAAGCUCAGCUUAAAGAGUUUACCUUUCUGAUUGCAGCAGAUGUUCUAUGCACUCUUUGCCAGAGCACAUAAAUGUCACAUAGUAAUUUUUGCAAAUUAGUUCUACUUACACUUAAUAAA
Perognathus longimembris pacificus (Pacific pocket mouse) is the source of this 1151-nucleotide messenger RNA. RefSeq names its product UDP-N-acetylglucosamine transporter-like. Gene Ontology annotation, cellular component: Golgi membrane. The record is from RefSeq and is a predicted model, not a curated record. NCBI's taxonomy places the organism in Eukaryota, Metazoa, Chordata, Mammalia, Rodentia, Heteromyidae. Gene Ontology annotation, molecular function: UDP-galactose transmembrane transporter activity. Gene Ontology annotation, biological process: pyrimidine nucleotide-sugar transmembrane transport.